GAGUAAUAUGAUUAUCUAACAAAAAAGUAAUCAUAUUCAUUAAGUAAUUAAGUGGUAAUGAUGAGCACAAAAUGCAAAACUCCAUUCAGCGUUGCGCACACAAAUCUUCAAAGGCAUCGUUUUACUUGAUCACUUUCAAGGAUUUGCAAACAUACGGGCAUUUGUAUGUAUGUCAAUUGCUUCUUGGAAGUAUUUAUUUACUCAUCUUCCUUCGUGGAUAACGUCAUGAAAAAUUCCUAAAAUAUUGAAAAUCUCAAUUUGCAGCAUCAACCGGUUGAAAUUAGAGAUCUAUCACAACAACAAAUCACACGAAAUAAAAAUAAAUAAAUAUUACCACUUCGAACUCUUCCCUUUUCUCAUACACACCUUCGUUUUUGCUUUAACUGCUCUGCCAAGUGACUACAAGUACACACUACCAGCGGCAUGCCAUACCUGUAGAUAUGCUUACCUAUACACACCACAUACAGACAUACAUAUGUACAUAUCGGCUUAAAAUCUGCUUAAAAGAAAUACAAGAAAUAAGACUUAGGAAUGAAACUGAAGAAAGAAAUAAAAUAACUGCCAGCAUAAGAAACAAAUACCGAUGACCGCAUGCUGUUGAAGCAUUGAAAGGUGGUCAGGGAGUGGUGCUGGACUGUUGGUGUUGUGAAGAAAUAGAAAAACACUGUUUUAGUUCAAUAAUAAUUCAAGCAGCCAGCUAGCGGCUAAUGGCCGUCACACAAAUUAAGAAAGCAAAACUUGUCGCAUGAAUAAUUUAUGAAAUUUAUGAACACUUUUUGAAUUUGUAUGAGAAGCCAAGUGUGCAUGGGAUAUGCUUUGGGGAAUGCAAAAGACGGUAGAAAAAAAUAAAUUAAUAAAAGUUGUUCUUUCUAACCUUUUACCGAAAAAUACGAACUGGCUUGUUUGAAUCAACUACUUUUUUGUUUUUGUGUAAAGUGUUUACAUGCUGUUGUUGUUGGCGUUUUAGUUUUAGUUCUACGAACUUUGAAAAUUUUGAAAUUUCUCUUGCGCUGAAAAAUUAUAAAUUUGCAGCAAUUAAUUUUUCUCCCAAUUUUGCAACAGCUGCUAUGGCCAGACGGUUUUAAGCCAUUUAGUGUAGCGCGUUAAAGAAAAGUGCUCAUAAAUCAAAUGAACAAAGUAACAAAUCGAAAUUUUAAAUAAAAACUCAAAAUACAGACAAAAGUUAUCGUCAUAUUGAAAAAAUUAAAACGAAAAAACUGUGCAAAAAUUUCUAAUAAAUUUCGAGCACUUACGUGAAUAGCAUUUUUUGCUUGGGAACUUUGAAGCUGAUGCGCGAACAGGAAACCAUUUAUUGAUAGUACACAAGGAACGGAUAUUGGUGCUUCAUCUUUAAAGUAAUCACCUUUAAAAGUGUUUAAUAAAGGAAAAUCAUUUAAAAUUAACUAAACUGGCUGCAAGUGGCGUAUACAAAACGGUGUGAAGUGGUUCAAACGUCGCAAAAUGAGCAGCUCUACGGCGGCCAGUUUAAAAUGGCUGUCCGCUAUUUAUUUUCUGGUUUUAUUAGCCAUAACCUCGACAACGACAAAAACGUAUGCAACAAUUGAAGAGGGAUUUUCUUGUCCAAAUGGUUGGGAAUUGCGUGGCCUUAACUGUUAUAAAUACUUCAACAUUAAACAUUCAUGGGAAAAGAGUGCUGAACUGUGUCGAAGAUAUGGCGCCGAUCUUGUGGCAAUCGACACGUAUGCGGAGAAUAACAGUACACUGGCGAUUGCGCGUAGCAAUGAUCCGAACCGCCGUGCUUCCGACAAAUACUGGCUGGGUCUGGCCUCGCUUGAUGAUCUGCGCACCAAUACACUGGAGUCUGCCUCGGGCGCACUCAUCUCUCAAUACUCUGGUUUCUGGUCGCUCAAACAACCCGAUCCCAUGUCCGGUGAGUGUGUAGCCGCUACAUUUGCUUCGCGCAUGCAAUCCUGGGGUCUUGACACUUGCGAAAGUCUACUUCCCUUCAUGUGUCGCGCACCCGCUUGUCCGCAAAACUCCAUACAUUGUUCGAAUGGCUUGUGCGUCAAUCAGGCAUUCAAGUGUGACGGCUCGGAUGAUUGUGGUGAUGGCUCCGAUGAGUUGGACUGCCCGGCGCAGUGUCAUUACCAUAUGCAAUCGGGCGGCGAUGUGAUUGAGACACCCAAUUAUCCGCAUAAAUAUGCCGCGAUGAGCAAGUGUAAGUGGACGCUGGAGGGUCCAUUGGGCAGCAAUAUUAUAUUGCAGUUCCAGGAUUUUGAAACGGAAAAGACAUUCGAUACCGUACAAGUGUUGGUAGGUGGACGCACUGAAGACAAGUCGGUAUCGCUUGCAACGCUGAGCGGCAAGCUGGAUUUGACUAUGCAACCAUUUGUGUCUGCGUCCAACUUCAUGAUCGUGAAGUUUACUACUGAUGGUAGCGUGGAGCGCAAAGGUUUUCGCGCCACCUGGAAGACAGAGGCGAAAAAUUGUGGCGGCGUGUUGAAGGCGAACCUGCAGCGUCAAACUUUGACCAGUCCCAAUUAUCCCAAACAAUACCCUGGCGGUUUGGAGUGCUUGUACAUAAUCAAAGCUCAACCGGGACGCAUAAUUUCCAUUGAAGUGGAUGAUUUGGAUGUGGCUGAAGGGCGCGAUGUGCUGCUGAUACGUGAUGGUGAAUCGCCAAUGAGCCGCCCCAUUGCGCGUCUGACGGGCAGCGCUGAGGACAACGAGAAAGUUAUUAUCUCCACCGGCAAUGCGUUGUAUUUGUACUUCAAGUCGAGUCUUGGUGAGUCUGGCAAGGGCUUCAGUUUGCGCUACAUACAAGGCUGCAAAGCCACGAUUACAGAGCGUAAUGGCACGGUCACCUCGCCGGCUUAUGGGCUGGAGCCUUAUCCGAAAAAUCAGGAAUGCUACUUUACCAUACGCAAUCCGAGCGGCUCACCACUAUCGCUGAAAUUCGAUAAAUUCAUGGUGCACAAGAGCGAUUUCGUGCAAGUAUAUGAUGGCUCGUCUACAGCGGGUCUGCGUUUGCACUCGGGCGAUGGUUUCACUGGCACAGUGGCGCCAAAACUCACCUUGACGGCUUCUUCAGGAGAGAUGCUGAUAAAAUUCACUUCGGAUGCGCUGCAUAACGCGGCGGGCUGGUCCGCAACUUUCUCCGCUGACUGUCCUGAGUUGAAACCCGGCAUUGGCGCUUUGGCUUCGAGUCGCGACACCGCCUUUGGCACUGUGGUGACAUUCACUUGCCCAAUUGGACAAGAGUUCGCUACUGGCAAGAAUAAAAUCGUUACCGAGUGUAUGAAGGGUGGCAACUGGAGUGUCUCUUACAUACCGAAAUGCCAAGAGGUUUACUGUGGUCCAGUCCCACAAAUCGACAACGGAUUUUCGAUUGGCUCCUCAAAUGUCACAUAUCGUGGCAUAGCCAUGUACCAGUGUUAUGCGGGCUUCGCUUUCGCCUCUGGCGCACCCAUCGAAAAGAUUUCCUGCUUACCCGACGGCCGUUGGGAGCGCACACCCACCUGCAUGGCAUCACAGUGCUCUCCACUGCCUGAAGUGCCGCACGCCAAUGUGACACUACUCAACGGCGGUGGACGCAGCUAUGGCACCAUCGUUCAAUACGAAUGCGAAUCUGGCUACGAACGCACAGGUCACCCAGUGCUGAUUUGCAUGUCUAACGGCACUUGGAGCGAUGAUGUGCCACGUUGUACGCGCAAGCGUUGCUAUGAAUAUCCGAAAAUCGAUAAUGGUUUUGUGGUAGAUGCGGCACGUCCUUACUACUUUGGCGACGAUGCGCGCGUGCAAUGCUACAAAGGUUACAAACUGAUCGGCAGUAAUAUUAUACGCUGUAAUUCUGAGCAAAUCUUCGAGAAUCCACCAACGUGCGAGGAUAUCAACGAGUGCACAUCGACACAAUGUGACUUGGCGACGACGGAGUGCAUGAACACGAACGGCUCCUUUCAUUGUCAAUGUCGUACUGGUUUUGCCCCAACGCCUGAGUGUCGUCCAGUAGGUGACUUAGGCUUAGCUAAUGGUGGCAUACCGGAUGACAGCAUAAUGACUUCGUCCAGUGAAGAGGGUUAUACGAAGAGUUUUGUGCGUCUUAACUCUGCUGGUUGGUGCGGAGCUCUAGUCGAACCGGGCGCAAACUGGAUUUUGAUCGAUCUCAAAGCGCCUACUAUUUUACGUGGCUUCCGCACAAUGUCUGUGCAACGUUUCGACAGCAAUGUGGCAUUUACCUCGGCUGUGCGGCUGCAAUACACCGACGAUCUGACUGAUGUAUUUAAGGACUACACAAAUCCCGAUGGCACGGCUGUGGAGUUCCGCAUACUGGAACCUACUCUGUCGAUUCUGAAUCUACCGAUGCCGAUUGAAGCGCGUUACAUUCGCUUCCGCAUACAGGAUUACGUGGGCGCGCCAUGCAUACGCAUGGAAUUGAUGGGUUGUACGCGUUUGGAUUGUGUGGAUAUUAACGAAUGUGCGAAGAACAAUGGCGGCUGCGAUCAGAAAUGUGUGAAUUCGCCUGGCGGUUAUGCUUGCUCUUGCAACACAGGCUACCAACUUUUCACUGGCAAUGGCACAGCCGGCUUCAGCAUUGAACGUUCGGAGACUGGCGAACGCGAUGGCGACUCUUAUCAGCGCAACAAGACUUGCGUGCCACUUAUGUGCCCACCAUUGCUGGAACCAGAGAACGGUAAACUGUUAACCGACAAGAACGAUCAUCACUUCGGCGAUAUUGUAAGAUUCCAGUGCAGCUUCGGCUAUAUUAUGUCGGGUAGUGCGGCGGUGCUGUGUCUCUCGAAUGGCCAAUGGAAUGCAACGGUGCCAGAGUGCAACUAUGCCAAAUGUGUCUCUCUGCCCGAUGACAAACUAGAGGGUCUUUCUGUUGAACGCCCUGAUCCCGAAUCCGUGUUGGUGCCGUUCCGUGACAAUGUCACCAUCACUUGCAGUUCACCUGGCCGCAAAUUACGCAACACUGCCACGUCAGGUUUUCGUCAGUGCGUGUACGAUCCCAAGCCCGGUUUACCCGACUACUGGCUUUCUGGCUCGCAGCCCUCUUGUCCGCGCGUUGACUGUUAUCAGCCAAUGUCAACGCCUGGCGCUGAGUAUGGUCAGUUCGUAGAUACACGUUUCCAGAGCUCAUUCUUCUUCGGCUGCCAGCAUACUUUUAAAUUAGCUGGCCAAACAUCACGCCACGACAAUGUUGUACGUUGUCAGUCCGAUGGCAUCUGGGACUUUGGAGACUUGCGCUGCGAAGGUCCUGUUUGCGAAGAUCCUGGCCGGCCCAGCGAUGGACGUCAAAUAGCGCGCAGUUACGAGCAGGGCUCAGAAGUGUACUUCGGCUGCAAUCGUCCCGGUUAUAUACUAAUCAAUCCACGUCCAAUCACCUGUAUACGCGAACCUGAGUGUAGAGUCAUCAAGCCAUUGGGUGUGACUUCCGGCAAAAUACCUGACUCAGCAAUUAAUGCCACCUCCGAACGUCCGAACUACGAAGCAAGAAAUAUACGUUUGAAUUCCGCUACUGGUUGGUGUGGCAAGCAGGAAGCUUUCACCUACGUGAGCGUUGACUUGGGACAGAUACAUCGCGUCAAGGCGAUUUUGGUUAAGGGCGUGGUCACCAAUGACAUUGUUGGUCGUCCUACCGAAAUACGUUUCUUCUAUAAGCAGGCAGAAAGUGAGAACUACGUUGUUUAUUUCCCCAACUUCAACCUAACUAUGCGCGAUCCCGGUAACUAUGGUGAAUUGGCUAUGAUUACAUUACCCAAGUACGUGCAGGCACGUUUCGUAAUUCUGGGUAUCGUCAGUUAUAUGGAUAAUGCUUGUUUGAAAUUUGAGCUCAUGGGUUGCGAAGAGCCAAAGAAAGAGCCCUUGCUAGGCUACGACUAUGGCUAUUCACCGUGUGUGGACAAUGAACCACCUAUCUUCCAGAACUGCCCACAACAACCGAUUAUUGUGCGUCGCGAUGAAAACGGUGCGGUGCUGCCGGUGAACUUCACCGAACCCUCAGCUGUAGACAACUCUGGCUCCAUAGCACGUCUCGAAGUCAAACCGCAAAACUUUAAAACACCCUCGUAUGUAUUCAAAGACACCGUGGUGAAAUAUGUCGCUUUCGAUUAUGACGGCAAUGUCGCGAUUUGUGAGAUCAACAUUACAGUACCAGAUGUCACACCACCACUGCUGCAGUGCCCUCAAAGUUAUGUUAUCGAAUUGGUUGAUCGUCAGGAGAGCUAUAAUGUGAACUUCAACGACACACGUAAACGCAUUAAGAGCUCAGAUGACUCUGGUGAGGUGCGUCUCACCUAUACACCGGAGCACGCUGUAAUAACCAUCGGCAACUAUGAGAACGUCACCGUGACAGCCACCGAUAAGUUCAAUAAUCGCGCCUACUGUUACUUCCAAGUUUCGGUGCAGGCAUCUCCGUGCGUGGACUGGGAGUUACAACCGCCAGCGAAUGGCGCCAUCAAUUGUUUACCUGGAGAUCGUGGUAUUGAGUGCAUAGCAACUUGUAAGCCCGGUUUCCGUUUUACUGAUGGUGAGCCCUUGAAGUCGUUCUCUUGCGAGACAUCGCGCUUAUGGAAGCCCACCUCAGUCGUGCCCGAUUGCGUAUCGGAGAACACCGAGCAGGCCGACUACCAGGUUACUGCUACUGUUACUUAUCGUGCAAAUGGCGCUGUUGCACAGUCAUGUCUCGGCCAAUAUCAAGAUAUGCUGUCGCAACACUACUCUGGCUUGAAUCGCUUGCUAUCGCAACGUUGCUCAGCUGUCAACGUCAACAUGAAUGUGUCCUUCGUUAAAUCGGUUCCGAGUUUAUUAGAGGAGAAUGUAGUUAAAAUGGAUUUCAUACUCUCUAUAUUGCCUGCGGUCAGACAACCACAGCUCUACGAACUUUGCGGCUCUACGCUAAAUCUUAUUUUCGAUUUGAGCGUGCCGUAUGCCAGCGCCGUCAUUGACUCACUCUUGAAUAUUUCCAAUAUUGGUAAUCAAUGCCCGCCACUGCGCGCGUUGAAGAGCAACAUAUCGCGUGGCUUCACUUGCAGCAUCGGUGAAGUGUUAAAUAUGGACACUAGCGAUGUGCCGCGUUGUCUGCAUUGCCCAGCUGGCACCUACGUAAUUACCGGUCAAAGCGUGUGCACAAACUGCCCCCGUGGCUACUAUCAGAACCGUGAUCGUCAAGGCACAUGCCUGCGUUGUCCCGCCGGCACUUACACGAAAGAAGAGGGUUCUAAGGCGCUGAGUGAUUGUAUACCCGUCUGCGGCUAUGGUACAUAUUCGCCAACUGGACUGGUGCCCUGUUUGGAGUGUCCACGUAACUCGUAUACAGCGGAACCACCCACUGGUGGCUUCAAAGAUUGCACAGCUUGUGCGCAAAACUCCUACACCUUCCAACCGGCGGCUUCGACAAAGGAUUUGUGUCGUCAAAAAUGUGCUCCUGGUUUCUACUCAUACACCGGCUUGUCGCCUUGUUCGCCCUGUCCUCUAAACUAUUAUCAAAGUGCAGUUGGCGCGCAAACUUGCAAUGAAUGUCCGACCAACAUGCGCACCGAUGGUCCGGGCGCCAAGGGACGUGAGGAGUGUAAGCCUGUGGUGUGUGGUGAGAGCGCUUGUUUGCAUGGCGGUCUGUGUGUGCCGAUGGGCCAUGGCGUGCAGUGCUUCUGCCCGGCUGGUUUCUCUGGUAGACGUUGCGAGAUUGACAUCGAUGAGUGCGCUUCACAGCCCUGCUAUAAUGGUGGUUCCUGUACGGAUUUGCCACAAGGCUAUCGCUGCGAAUGCCCGGCUGGUUACUCCGGCAUCAAUUGCCAAGAGGAAGUGAGUGAUUGCGGCAACGACACAUGUCCAGCGCGCGCCAUGUGCAAGAAUGAACCAGGUUAUAAGAACUUUACCUGCUUGUGUCGCAGCGGCUACACUGGCGCCGAUUGUGAUGUAACCAUUGAUCCCUGCACCGCGAAUGGUAACCCUUGCACGAACGGCGCUAGCUGUUUGGCAUUACAACAGGGCCGUUAUAAAUGUGAUUGCUUACCUGGUUGGGAAGGCAUACAUUGCGAACAAAACAUCAACGACUGCGCGGAGAAUCCUUGUUUGUUGGGUGCGAACUGCACUGAUCUCGUGAACGACUUCCAAUGUUCUUGUCCGCCGGGCUUUACAGGUAAACGUUGCGAGGAGAAGAUUGAUUUGUGCUUGUCAGAGCCUUGUAAGCACGGCACCUGCGCAGAUCGUUUGUUUGAACACGAGUGCGUCUGUCAUCCGGGCUGGAGCGGCGAUGGUUGCGAUAUAAACAUUGAUGAUUGCGCCGCUAGUCCAUGCGCCAACGAUGGCGUUUGCGUGGACUUAGUGAAUGGGUAUAGUUGUUCAUGUGAACCCGGUUACACAGGCAAGAAUUGCCAACAUACGAUCGACGAUUGCGAAUCAAAUCCUUGCCAGAAUGGCGCAACAUGCGUGGAUCAGUUAGAUGGCUUCACAUGCAAGUGCCGCCCUGGUUUUGUCGGGCUGAGCUGCGAGGCUGAAAUCGACGAGUGUUUGAGUGAUCCUUGCAAUCCUGUGGGCACCGAACGUUGCCUGGACUUGGAUAAUAAAUUCGAAUGUGUGUGUCGCGAAGGUUUCACUGGCUCAUUCUGUGAGACGGACAUUGAUGACUGCGAGACCAAUCCUUGCUUGAAUGGCGGUCAAUGUCGCGAUCGUGUUGGCAGCUUUGAAUGUACUUGCGCAGAUGGUUGGCGCGGUGAGCGCUGCGAGCGUCAAAUCACAUCGUGUGGUGGACAGUCACCUUGUCAGAAUGACGCUAAUUGCAUCGACUUAUUCCAGGAUUACUUCUGUGUGUGUCCAAGCGGCACUGAUGGCAAGAAUUGUGAGACCGCACCAGAGCGUUGCAUCGGUAAUCCUUGCAUGCAUGGUGGCAUGUGCCAAGAUUAUGGUUCCGGCUUGAAUUGCACAUGUCCAGCUGAUUUCUCUGGCAUUGGUUGUCAAUACGAAUUCGAUGCGUGCGAUGCGAAUGUAUGCCAGAAUGAGGCUACCUGCAUUGACCAUGGCAACGGCUACACCUGCGCCUGUCCACCUGGUUACACGGGCAAAAACUGUGAGGAAGAUAUUAUCGAUUGUAAGGACAACUCGUGCCCGCCUGGUGCAACUUGCAUAGAUUUGACGAAUGGCUUCUACUGCCAAUGUGCCUUCAAUAUGACCGGCGACGACUGCCGCAAGACCAUACAAGUGGACUACGAUUUGUACUUUAGCGAUCCUCUGCGUUCCACUGCCGCUCAGGUGGUACCGUUCUACACUGGCGAGUCCAACAGUUUGACCAUCGCUAUGUGGGUGCAAUUCGCGCAAAAAGACGAUACUGGCAUCUUUUUCACGUUGUACGGCGUACAAUCAGCACAUAUUGCGAACAACCGCCGUCUGCUGCUGCAAGCGCACUCAAGUGGCGUGCAAGUAUCUAUUUUCGAAGAUCUACCCGACGCUUUCCUCUCCUUCGGCGAAUACACAUCUGUCAACGAUGGACAAUGGCAUCAUGUCGCCAUAUUGUGGGAUGGCGUCAGUGGACAGCUGCAGCUGAUUACCGAGGGACUCAUUGCCAGCAAAAUGGAAUACGGUGGCGGACGUGCUAUGCCGCAAUACGCAUGGGCUGUACUGGGACGUCCACAACCAGAUGACACUAAACAUUCGGCUUCUUACGCCGAUUCCGGUUUCCAGGGUACAAUUACCAAAACGCAAGUUUGGGGACGUGCAUUGGAUAUCACCUCGGAAAUACAGAAACAAGUGCGCGAUUGUCGGUCCGAGCCGGUCUUGUAUCAUGGAUUGAUUCUAAAUUGGGCCGGUUAUGAGGUGACUUCGGGUGGCGUCGAACGUACGGUACCUUCAAUGUGUGGCCAACGUAAAUGCCCGAACGGCUAUCAGGGACCAAACUGCCAGCAAUUGGUUGUGGACAAGGAAGCACCAGUUGUGGAACAUUGUCCGGGUGAUUUGUGGGUAAUUGCCAAGAAUGGUUCGGCUGUGGUUACUUGGGAUGAACCACAUUUCAGCGACAAUAUUGGCGUAACAAAAAUUGUGGAGCGCAAUGGCCAUCGCCCGGGUACUACGCUACUAUGGGGCUCUUAUGACAUAACAUAUUUGGCUUCCGAUGCAGCAGGCAAUACGGCUACUUGCAGCUUUAAGAUAUCGCUGCUGUCUGAAUUCUGUCCACCGUUGGCGGAUCCAGUGGGCGGUGUACAAGUCUGCAAAGACUGGGGCGCUGGCGGACAAUUCAAGGUUUGCGAGAUUUCUUGUAAUCCUGGACUACGUUUCUCGGAGGAGGUACCCGACUUUUACACAUGUGGCGCGGAAGGUUUCUGGCGUCCAACGCGCGAACCAUUCAUGCCACUCGUCUACCCGUCAUGCUCACCUGCUAAGCCGGCGCAACGUGUCUUCCGCAUCAAGAUGCUCUUCCCUUCGGAUGUGCUCUGCAACAAGGCCGGUCAAGGUGUAUUGCGUCAAAAGGUGACAAACUCUGUCAACGCGCUAAAUCGCGACUGGAACUUCUGCUCCUACUCGGUAGAGGGCACCCGCGAAUGCAAGGACAUCAAAAUCGACGUGAAAUGCGACCACUACCGCGCUGCUCAAGGCCAACGCGUGAGUCGUCAGGUGAAAGAUGGUGGCGUCUACGUAAUGGAAGCAGAGAUUCCAGUGCUCAACGAUCCGGUCAUUCACUCGACCACAGGCGAACGCUCGACAGUCAAGAAUCUGUUAGAGAAACUCAUCCUGGAAGAUGAUCAAUUUGCGGUGCAAGACAUUCUACCCAACACUGUACCCGAUCCGGCCUCACUUGAGCUGGGCUCGGAAUAUGCCUGCCCUGUCGGUCAGGUCGUUAUGAUACCCGACUGCGUGCCAUGCGCCAUCGGCACUUACUACGAUACGGCCAACAAGACUUGCGUUGCCUGCGAACGCGGCACUUAUCAAUCGGAAGCUGGUCAACUGCAGUGCAGCAAGUGUCCAGUAAUCGCUGGCCGACCGGGUGUCACUGCUGGUCCUGGUGCACGCUCUGCAGCCGAUUGUAAGGAACGUUGUCCUGCUGGCAAAUACUUUGACUCGGACACAGGAUUGUGUCGCUCGUGCGGUCAUGGCUUCUAUCAGCCCAACGAGGGAGCUUUCAGCUGUGAACUUUGCGGUCUCGGUCAGACAACACGCUCCAGUGAGGCUACCUCGCGCAAGGAAUGUCGUGAUGAGUGCAACUCCGGUCAACAACUUGGCGUCGACGGUCGUUGUGAACCUUGUCCACGUGGCACUUAUCGUACACAAGGCGUACAACCUUCAUGCGUUGGCUGUCCAUUGGGACGUACUACGCCGAAGGUGGGCGCCAACUCAGUCGAAGAGUGCACGCUGCCCGUGUGCUCACCCGGCACCUACCUCAAUGGCACACUCAAUAUGUGCGUGGAAUGUCGCAAGGGCUACUACCAAUCAGAGUCGCAACAAACAUCGUGCAUACAAUGUCCGCCUAACCACAGCACCAAGAUUACUGGCGCCACUGCGAAAUCGGAGUGUACCAACCCCUGUGAGCAUAUUGCUGAAGGUCGUCCACAUUGUGAUCCGAAUGCCUAUUGUAUAUUGGUACCCCAAACGUCGGACUUCAAGUGUGAGUGCAAGCCUGGCUUCAAUGGCACCGGCAUGGAGUGCACAGAUAUGUGUGAGGGUUAUUGCGAGAAUUCGGGCACUUGCGUGAAGGACCUCAAGGGCACACCCUCAUGUCGCUGUAUCGGCUCAUUUACCGGCCCCCAUUGCGCUGAGCGCUCAGAGUUUGCGUACAUUGCUGGCGGUAUUGCCGGUGCUGUGAUCUUUAUUAUUGUGAUUGUGCUGCUGAUUUGGAUGAUAUGUGUGCGUUCGACGAAGCGUCGCGAUCCGAAAAAGAUGCUGACGCCUGCCAUCGAUCAGACUGGCUCGCAGGUGAACUUCUACUAUGGCGCACAUACGCCGUAUGCGGAGUCCAUUGCGCCGUCGCAUCACAGCACUUAUGCGCACUACUACGAUGACGAGGAAGAUGGCUGGGAGAUGCCGAACUUCUACAAUGAGGCAUACAUCAAGGAUGGCGGUGGUCUGCAUGGCGGCAAAAUGAGUACAUUGGCGAGGUCGAACGCCUCGCUCUAUGGCACUAAAGAAGACUUAUACGAUCGACUGAAACGACACGCGUACACUGGCAAAAAAGAAAAGAGCGACAGUGACAGUGAAGUUCAAUAAGCGCUGCACGCACACACGCACACCCGUACAUACUAGAAGAAGCCCAACAAAGGGAAGCAAUAAAAUUGUGGUCAUAAAACUAACGAAUCAGCGUCACUUGGCACAUUUAACGGCGUUGAUACUUUGUAUUUAAAUACGAAUAGUUUUUAGCUUAGUCGUUCAAAUUUAGGAGUGAAUCAAGGAAAUGGAGUGACAUUGAAAUGAGAAGCGAAAAGAGAAGUUGUGAAAUCACUGCCUUCAAUAUUGAAAAUUAUGGAUGUUUUGAAAUACUCACUACACACACACAGACAUCACAACAUUUGCAUUACAAAACAAAACGAAAACAAAAACAAUGAAAAAGCUUUAUAUUGAAUUGUUGUAAUUGAAAUUGGUUAAAUUUUGUUUUUCAAAUUUUAUAUUUGCACACUUCGAAGUGUUUGUGUAUUUUUAUAAUUACAAUUUUUACUUGAAGCACCUAAAAGUGUGCUAAACACACACACACUUACUUAAUUUGCACAUUCGUUGUACUAUAACUGAUGGAGUCGUAUAUUUGUUCUUACUUAAGCUUUAUAACUGCAGAUUACAAUGUUUAAUGUGAAGCUUUUAAAGCUGUUAAAAUUAGAUAACACAAAUAAAAGGAGGUAAUAAAAAAAAAAAGAAAUAAAAGAUAAAAACUAUUACGAAACUUUAGUGGCGUGAACAGCAAUAAAUUAAUUAAAUGUAAUUAGUUGAUAAGUUAAUAAAUUUUCAUUUAGUUUAUACUUAGCGAAAAAUACAUGUAUAAACACAUAAACAUAAACAAAAACAAAAACAGCGGCGCCAAUUCAUUUCGUUUAUUUGUAUAAUUAAUCAUAAAACAAAAUAGCUAAGUAUUAUUUACUUAUUAUGCGCCCUGAACGAACUGUGAGAGUGCUUAACGAAUGAACAACAACAAACAAGCACACACAAGGAGAUGGCAGUAGCUGCUAACGCAAAACAUCCAACGAAAUGUGAGCGGCAGGUGGGAUGGAGAAAUUAUUACCCCUUCCUGUUCGCUUACUUAGAUGAACUUAGGUUUUUAUUAUUUCUUUUGUUUUUUUUUCUUUGUUUUUGUUCUUUGUAUUAAAUUUUAUGAUUUAUCAUUUAUAAUUUAAAAAUUUAUGAAAAUAGUAAACAAUGAAAAUUUUUCAGCUGGUAUAAAUAUUUUAUUUUUAAUUUAAAUUUAUGCAAUUGCAAUGCAAAAAACCAUAGUCGUCGUUAUAUGAUAAUUUAAAAAUGUAAUAAUAAAUAAUGUAAUUAUUACUAUUAUUAAAAACAUUGUAUUUUGUACUAUAUAAAAUAAAUAUAAAAAAUAUAUGUAA
Molecule: messenger RNA, 13472 nt
Organism: Anastrepha ludens (Mexican fruit fly)
Lineage: Eukaryota; Metazoa; Arthropoda; Insecta; Diptera; Tephritidae
Gene: uif
Product: sushi, von Willebrand factor type A, EGF and pentraxin domain-containing protein 1
Exons: 13
Coding region: 1462-12153 (3563 amino acids)
Biological process (GO): Notch signaling pathway
Molecular function (GO): calcium ion binding; Notch binding
Source: RefSeq, a predicted model, not a curated record